Molecule: messenger RNA, 429 nt
Organism: Acanthoscelides obtectus
Lineage: Eukaryota; Metazoa; Arthropoda; Insecta; Coleoptera; Chrysomelidae
Source: the annotation of a GenBank genome assembly
GAAAGUUUAACGCGGGCUUGCAUGCAUUUGUUGCUUUUGCAAAUUAAUUCUGUUUUGAUAGAAAUUACUUACGCGCUAGCUGUACUUUCCUGUGUAAAGCUGUUGUUUGCAGACUACCACUACUUGGAAGCAAGUGACGAGAGUGUUUGGUCGUGAUGAAGAAUUGCACGGACUGGACUUUAACCAAGUUUCCUUUGCAAAGAUUUAUGAGGCGUAGAUGCCUUUCUGCAUCAUCGAGAUUAGGUCAUAUCAGCUGUGCCAAACAACAGUCACCUCCGGACGCUCUCCGGGGCCACUUAUUAGCUUGGACGCAACAGCUUUCUAACCCGUUUUCUCACAUACUUAAAAGUUGCCAACUAGCCAGCGCAUGCGCAGAUACAUUGUUACCUGAAAAUGUUGUUUUCUAAUUGUAUGUCCACAAUCGUCCAG